Messenger RNA from Lagopus muta (rock ptarmigan), 4610 nucleotides. RefSeq names its product mucin-5AC-like. The coding region runs from base 104 to 2989 and encodes 961 amino acids. NCBI's taxonomy places the organism in Eukaryota, Metazoa, Chordata, Aves, Galliformes, Phasianidae. The record is from RefSeq and is a predicted model, not a curated record. The transcript has 11 exons.
CCGGGCCGGGGGCUGCGGCUCCGGGCGCCUCCGCCCCGCGGCGGAGGGAACGGGCGGGGGCUUCCUGCGCUCCGGAGCCGCCGGCGGCAGCAGCAGCAGCAGCAUGGAGCGGGUCCCGCGGCUCGUGGCCGCCGCAGUUCUCGUGGGGUGCUGCGCGCGGCUCUGUCCCGCUCUCGGCAGCGGGAUGGGCUCCACGCGGGGCACGGCCGUCCCCUGCGCCCACCCAGGGGAGGGUUGCCGGACAGAUCCGCAACACGGAGCGGGGUGGCUGCAAACAGAGGCUGAGCUGUUCCCCUUCCCUGGGACCCCACCCGGGACUGCUGAGCCCUCCGGCACAAGCAGCAGCCCUGAGGAGGCCGGGACGGUCCCUGCGGUGCGGGAUGGAGUGAGCACCGCGGCACGGCCUUCACCCUCUGCUGGUACCACUGAUGCAGUUGCAGGCAGAGAGGGAACGUCUCCUACACCCCCUGGGGAGAGCCCAGCCAGGGUGCUCACAGCAGUCACCAUGGAGCUCAGCACAGCUCCAGCCAUCAGCACUGCCCCCAAGACUGAGCCCAUAGGAAAUGAAAAGGCAGAGAGUUCCCCAACCCCACAGAGGACCCUGUCGCAUUCAUCGUCCCACAUGAUGGUGCCCAGCAGCUCUAGGGGGCAGUGGGGAACCCCCAGCACUAUGAGGACAGUGCUCACACAGAGCUGGGAGGGCUCACUUAGCCCCUCACACCCUGCCCUGGAGCCAGAGGGCAGGGGUGCCACCAUCCCACCCAGUGACAUCAGAGCAGGGACCACCCAGGGCCUCACAACAGACAGCCCUGUGCCGGGGACGAGUGGGACACUGUCUUUUGUGGGGGGGCUGCAAAGUCUGCAGAGCCCCCCUGGGGAACUAGGAAGGAUUCAUCAGGUGCUGGCAGGGACAGGGCCAGCAGGAGUGUCCCACUCAUUGCAGGGGACAACCAUGGCCUGGCUGGGUCCUCAUGCCACUUCCCGCCCCCCUCUGCUGUUCCCAGGGGUUGCUGACCGUGGAGGGCUGAUGUGGCAUCCCAAGGGCCCUGGGGCCAGCACGACCCUACUGCCCAUGGAGUCACGUCUGCCUCCUGACCCUAGCACCACAGCCGCUGUCCCAGGGGUGACAUUUCCUGGCCCUGAGGGAGCCCCAGACCUGACCAUGGAGGUGUUGGGGCUGCUAAACACUCAAAGUCCCCCUGGGCCCAACCGUGUCGCCAUGAACCAGACCUGGCAUAUCUCAGCCUUGCCAGGGGAAGCCCCACUGUCACUGGGCCCACAGCCCUCCCUGGGGCUCAUCCCCACUGCAGACACCCACCCAGCAGCGUCCCCAGGGAGUGAGCAUGCUGAGAGGCCUCAGGUCCCAGGAGGGACCCCGGUGUGGGCAGGUGAUGCUGAGCCUUGGACAGUGACUGCACCACCAAGCACAGCCCUUCCCACGGCCCCCAGCUCUCCACUGCAGCCAGCCCUGACCAAACCCACAUCAUCUCCACCUCUGCUGACUUUUAGCACCAGCAUCGCCAGCACUGCCACCAGCACACCUACUGCUACCAGCACAGCCACUGCCACCAGCCCCGCACUGCUCAGGGAUGAGAGGACGGCCCCGCUGGAUCCCAUCAGUGCUGCAUGUCGGGGGGCUGUGGAGGAGCUGAUGCGGGGGCCCAAUACAGUGCUGGGGUCCCCCCAUCAGCCCACAGACCCCCUCGGGGGCACAGAGCCACCUCCUUCACAGAGCAGCCCUACGGAGCGGCCACAUGCUGACCCCACAUGCGUGACACCAAACCCAGAGACAGCAGGCAGGGCCACCCCGGAGUUCAUCGUGGAGGAUGAACCGCCGCAGCUGCGAGCGUCCCUCCUGCGCGUGCCCUGCGAGCUGGCGCUGGACAUGGCCUUCGUGCCCGCGCUGCGCGACCCCGCGUCCCACGAGCACCACGUGCUGCUGAGCGGCCUCAACCGGACGGUGGCGGCCCGGCUGGCGGCGGUGCGCGGCUUCGUGCGUCUCGAGGUGACCGCCGUCAGGGCGGGCAGCCCCCGUCAGGUGGUGCUGCACUACGACGCGCUGUUCGCGGCCGAGCUGGUGCGGGCGGCGGCGCUGGGAGCACUCCUCGACGCGGCGCUGCGCUCCGGCGGAGCUGCGGCGGUGGGCGCCGCCCGCGUCCUGCGGCACACGGCACGCGCGCCGGAGCCCUGCGCGGCGCUGUUCUCCUGCCCCGACGGCUUCGCCUGCGUCGUGAGGGCGGACGGGAACGCCACGUGCACGUCCCUCUGCCACCGCGACUACUGCCGCAACCACGGCGUGUGCGCGCACCCCCGGGGCCGCGGCCCGCUCUGCCGGUGCCCCGCGGGCAGCGACGUUUGGUUCGUGGGGCUGCGCUGCGAGCGGCGAGUGACGCUGGCGGGGCUGCUGGGCGCGGCCGCGGGCGCUCUGCUCGGCGUCGUCCUUCUGGGAAUCGCCGUCGGGGCCGCCGUGGUCCGCAGGUUCCGGGCGCUGCUUCGGGAGGCGCGGGCCGAGCAGGGCCGCAGCAGCUACCGCCGCUUCUGCCGCCCGGACGAGGCCGCGGCCCCGCACUGGGCGCGCUCGUGGCCCGGCUCGGGCAGCUCCCUGGACAACCCCGCCUUCAGCCGCUCGGAGGAGCUCCUGCACCUGCACCUACCGGACGACGGCUGCUGCUGCCGCAGGGACCCGCUCAGCGCCGCGCAGCGCCCGGAGCCGCCCGCCCGCGGACACGGCUUGCAGUACGGCUGGGACACGAGCUGCAGCAGCAUGAACGAACCCAUGGUCGACUCAGGCAAAGCCAGUGACGUCUCGGUGUCCAGCUGGCCCGUGGAGCCCAACCCCUGGGCGCCCUUCUCCCUCCUGCAGCAGCACUCCAGGCAGCAACCGCCCCCCCUGUCCCCAGCAGCCAGGCAGGCGGCCGCGCUCCUUCUGCGAGGGGCUGGAGCUGUGUACGCUGGAGCGGAGCUGGACGGCCUGAGCGCUACAGAGUGAACCGUGGCACCAAGCAUCAGCUUUAAAACCAACCACAUUUUAUUUCCACGUAACAAGCUCAGUGAAAGAAGUCCAAACACUUUGACAAUACAAUCAACGCGGGCGUGAUGUCAGUUCCACUCGAUGCGGAGUCCUGAAAGAUUAUCAGGCAACGGUUUCACCGGGGUCAGAGCAGACUUGGGAAGCCAGCUUGGGCUGGGACAGCGUGGUUCGUAGCGAUAGGUACAGAAGUGUCCAAUAACACACAAUGCUGGCAUCCAACAGAGUUAAUGACUUACAUCCGGCAAUUUGAAAAUAAAGGCUAACAGAUUGUUGAAGUCACAUCAUACUAUGUACAUAUAUGGUCUGCCCUAUAGCCAUUUCAGAACAAGCUAAGCCACUGUGAAGUGAAAUACAAAUUAAGCACUGCUGCAUUGUUUGUCAUGAUUAAUGUAAAUGAGGUAUAAAUUUAAACACCAGUACGUUUUAAGCAUUAAAGUUUAUUUUCCAAAAUGCUCUCCUUAUUUGCAAGUGUCCUCUUGAGCAUCUAGCAGGGCACAAAUGGUGGGGGGCGGUGGAAGUGGAUGGAGGAGGGCAACGGGAUUCCAAAGGUGCUCAAAUAGAAAAGGAAAAGCAAGCUGCAGGUUUCUGCACUUAGAUUCUCAGCUCACAGUGGGCAACGCUGAGGGAGAGUUUUGCUAGGAUAAAAUGCAGAUUUGUUCAUAAAAAAAAAGAAAUCAGAAGGCUAAAAGAAAAAUCAAACUAUGGGGAUACAGAGCUCUAUCGUCUGAUAUUUUCAUCGUAUAGAAAACAGCCUACAAAUAAAGUCACAAAAAAUAGACAGUUAUAUGCUGAGCAGCCAAAAACAUCAUGAUUUAUUAAUAUCUGGAGAAACUUCAUAAUUCAAACACAACCAAACUGUACAUUUUACAAUCACAUUCUAUUUGUAAACAGUUAAAAGCCACUGACUUCUUUUGCAUCUUCGGACACAAACGGUUAGAAUCAAGGCAAUGAAAUGAUGGCGAUUUCUGCACUGUUAAAGUUUUUACCCUUGCCUAGUCUCGAACCCACCGACUAAACAAGCAUCACGUAACACCUUUUGUGGCAGAGAUGUAACUCGUCACUUUUGCAAGAAAGUAUUUGCGAGAACUUUUCAAACAUUUAAAACUUUUGUACAACAAACAAUUCUGUAAGCCCAAUCACUUGGUUACAGUAUGCAUAGUUACUCAGUUCGGCUUUAAGGUACGACAGUUAAACGUUAACACAGUCACAAAGCAGGAACAGCCACUCGAUGGGAUUACAAAAGAAUCGUAGAACUACGGAUUAUCAGCAAACCACCACCACUCACUAAGAAAAAGACAGCGUCAGAAAGCAGGAUGUCCAACUCCAGCUCCAAGCGUGUUUUUUUUGGCAGAGAAAAGUCUUACAGAGCAAUAAGUAUCAGUGCUAAAAGUUGAGUUUUUUUUUUUUCCUAUAAGAAACUACAAGGAGUUUUUACUGGGGAACUGGUUUUCCUGAGAGCCAUGCUCUUUGAUUUAGGAUACAGGAAUAGAAAACAAAAGGACAUGGCCAAACACUGUUCGUUAUUCCCAGAGAUAGAAAGCAUCUUUUUCAUUCUCCAUUUUUUUUUUUUUGUCUUUUU